Messenger RNA from Penicillium pulvis, 957 nucleotides. It is a transcript of the gene tpcB, whose product is annotated as metallo-beta-lactamase type thioesterase tpcB. Gene Ontology annotation, biological process: secondary metabolite biosynthetic process. Bases 1 to 957 code for a protein of 318 amino acids. The transcript has 2 exons. The record is from RefSeq and is a predicted model, not a curated record. Lineage: Eukaryota; Fungi; Ascomycota; Eurotiomycetes; Eurotiales; Aspergillaceae.
AUGAAACGCGGAGGCUAUCGUCAGAUCAACAAAGCACUCAACAUUUGUGCAUUUGAUCAAUAUCUUGAUACUCAGCAAGACAAUCUUCCUAUAUUGAAAGAUGUUGAGCAAAUCAGCCCUCGGGUGCUCCGCGUGCUGGGCCAAAACGCUGGCAAGUUUACUUUACAAGGAACAAACACAUAUAUCGUCGGCACGGGUCAAUCAAGACUGAUCAUCGAUACUGGUCAAGGCAUUCCUGAAUGGGCCAAUCUCAUCGCCGCCACGCUCAAAGAUCUCCCGAUCACUCUUUCCCACGUGCUCCUCACACAUUGGCAUGGCGAUCACACUGGCGGUGUUCCGGAUUUGAUCCGUCUCUAUCCUCAUCUAACGACGUCGAUUUAUAAGCACAGCCCAGGUCGACAUCAGCAGCCCAUAUUGGAUGGACAGGUGUUUGAAGUUGAAGGAGCCACCAUUCGCGCAGUCCACACCCCGGGCCAUUCACAUGACCACAUGUGUUUUAUUUUGCAGGAGGAAGAUGCCAUGUUCACUGGGGAUAACGUGCUCGGGCAUGGAACCAGUGCGGUAGAGCUUCUUGGUACCUGGAUGACCUCACUCCGGGUAAUGGGGUCGCAUAAGCGAAAAACCGGGUAUCCUGCUCAUGGUGAAGUUAUCCGAAAUCUUCCAGCUAAGAUUAGUGGCGAACUUGAUCAGAAAACAAAGCGCGAGGCGCGUGUCGUGCAAACGUUGACCCGGAUCAAGAGGCAAGAGCAAGGAAGUCAGGGGCGGGGCAAGGGCAGCGUGACGGUUCCUCAAUUGGUGGCCGAGAUGUAUGGAAAGGAUUUAGAUGAGCAUGUGCGGACAAUGGCCCUUGAGCCCUUCACCAGUGAGGUCUUGACCAAAUUGGCUGAAGAUGGACGAGUUGCUUUUGAGGUUCGAAGAGGUGAGAAGAGGUGGUUUGCUGUGGAAGGCAUUCCUUAG